CUUCUUGGGAGUGAAAUUCACUACUCCACCAAAGGCUUUGCCACCUCUGCAGGAGACCAGCCAGUCCUGAAGGUGUCACCAGCAGCCACCACUGAGCCAUGGCUGAAGGGGAAAUCACAACCUUCACAGCCCUGACGGAGAAGUUCAAUCUGCCUCCAGGGAACUACAAGAAACCCAAACUGCUCUACUGUAGCAACGGAGGCCACUUCUUGAGGAUCCUUCCUGAUGGCACAGUGGAUGGGACAAGAGACAGGAGCGACCAACACAUUCAGCUGCAGCUCAGUGCGGAAAGCGUGGGGGAGGUGUAUAUAAAGAGUACCGAGACCGGCCAGUACUUGGCCAUGGACACCGACGGGCUUUUAUAUGGCUCACAGACCCCAAAUGAGGAAUGCUUAUUCCUGGAAAGGCUGGAGGAAAACCAUUACAACACGUACACAUCCAAGAAGCAUGCAGAGAAGAAUUGGUUUGUUGGCCUCAAGAAGAACGGAAGCUGCAAACGUGGUCCUCGGACUCACUAUGGCCAGAAAGCGAUCUUGUUUCUCCCACUGCCUGUCUCCUCUGAUUAGAGAAAUCUGUUCUGGGUGCUGACCACUCCAGAAGAGCCUUGAGGGGUCCUCACCUGAUUGACCCCCAAAUGUCCCCUUGAUCAUUGGCUGCGCUAACCCCCAGCCCACGGAGCCUGAAUUUGUAAGCAAUGCGCUUCUAAAUGCCAGUUCCCUUUUUUUUAAGAGCCCUUUACCCUAGCUCAGUUUGGAACAGAGGGACCAAAUUGCUUCCAGGGGUGGCUGGCAGGCCAGUCUGAGUCCAGGUUUGGAGGUUCAGUUGCCGCAGGGCACCUGCAGUAGGCUGAGCCUCUCAGUGCAAGGUGGGGCCAAAUGAAGUGUGUUCCGGGGUUUGCCAAGUGGCCGUAGGUGACUGCAUAGCAUUUUCCUGCUGCUGAGUAAACCCCAGCUGCCGGUCCCCCAAA
Messenger RNA from Marmota flaviventris (yellow-bellied marmot), 967 nucleotides. The record is from RefSeq and is a predicted model, not a curated record. Lineage: Eukaryota; Metazoa; Chordata; Mammalia; Rodentia; Sciuridae.